Messenger RNA from Pelobates fuscus (common spadefoot toad), 1526 nucleotides. RefSeq names its product CKLF like MARVEL transmembrane domain containing 7 (gene CMTM7). Gene Ontology annotation, cellular component: membrane. The record is from RefSeq and is a predicted model, not a curated record. The coding region runs from base 114 to 608 and encodes 164 amino acids. NCBI's taxonomy places the organism in Eukaryota, Metazoa, Chordata, Amphibia, Anura, Pelobatidae. The transcript has 5 exons.
UCGGGCGGAGCUGAUGCUGGCCCAGCAUUUCCCCAUCCCCGAAUAACAUAAUUUCAUCCCCUCACCCGCCCAGUCUUUAGAGAGCUGGUACAGCAGGGUGUACAUCGACCACCAUGUCCCACGAUGUGACUGUCAUCCGGACUACAACAAGCAGCAGCAAUGUUCCCCAUGCCAGUUCAGACACUUUGGACAGGGGCUAUGCCAGCUCCUUUACGGGAAUGCUUAAACCCGUCCAGAUGUUGGCUCUGCUGCUUGCCUUUAUAUGUGUGAGAAGCUCACUGUGGACCGAUUACAGUGCAUUUUGCUAUUUUGAAGUUAUUACAAUUACCUUCAUGAUUUUAAUUCUCAUCUUCUAUCUGGUCAACGUUUUUCGGAUCUACAGAAUGCUGACAUGCAUUUCUUGGCCUCUUGCGGAGCUGUUACAUUAUGCAAUUGGUACAAUCCUACUCCUGAUUGCUUCUAUUGUAGCUGCUGUGAAAAGCUAUGGUUUGCCCGGAUUGAUAGCUGGAUCGGCUUUUGGAUUCAUAGCUACCUUCCUUUGUACUGUGGGGAUGUUUUUAUCUUACAAGGUGUCUUUCAUUACGCAAUCAAGCGGACCCUACAUUUGACCAUGUGGAUGGCUGAAGUUACCGGAUUGAAGUAAAACCAGCAGGCGCUAUGCUAAAUUUCUGUAUCCGUUCAGUAUUUGCACUGAGCAAUAACCUAUUUUAAGUCUCUCAUGCAUAAUGUGGAUCCAGCCUCGAACUGUCGUUUAUAAUGUGAAUACCACAAAAUAUGUAUUAUAGUUUCCAGCACGUUGACAUGGAACCCUGUAUGGACUAACAGAAAUCCGUUUUUUUUUGUUUUUUUUAUUAUUAGUGAUUUAUGAACUAUUUGUUGAUUUACUUGACAUUCUAAUUUCAAAAACUAUUUGUGACAUUUUGCAUUUGUUAUUUUGAGUCAUGUAGUCCUUUGCUUAAGAAGCAGUGUGUCCAUUUUAUGUUUGUGUAAGCAGGGCCAACAUUUCCACUCGCCGCUCCUGCUGAGUGUCAAUUCACACCUGUUAGGUGGGUUUUGCACCCCCACGGCCCGAGUCCUCUGUUUUGCUUGAAUGCAGAAGCUUAUUUAAGUGACGACCACACUGCUGCUGAUCUCCUCUCCACACACAGAAAAAUUACUGUUAUGCACCACCUGCAUAUCUCAAGGUAGACUUUGGGAAGUCCUCCUAGGUAGGGCACAGAAACUCAAAAUCGUGUUUACAUAACUAUUCCAGAGUUCUUAGCUUAACAUGCACUGACAGACAUCAUGUUUCAGACUUACGGUUUCAUACUUCAUACUGCUUUUUUGCAGAUACCCUUAGGAAUGCUGUUUUAAAAUAACGUGUUUUAUUUUUGUUUGUUUGUUUUUUUACUAACUCAUGGGCUAAGAUCCAAAUGGUUCUGUGGCCAGAAAGCUGGCAUGGACUGCAGUUUAGACCUUGUGGGUUUCAUCAGCGUGGCACUGGGAUGUAGAUGUGUAGGGACAGAUAAAAUAAAAAUAGAAAUCAG